AUGGACCAGCUGGCCAUGCCCCCCCUCCCUCGAUUGCAGAGAGAACAGCUGCUGGAGGAGCUUCGCGCCAAAAUGAUGCUCGACUUAGGUAGUAUGAUGGACGCGAAGCUCCAGACCAUACAGGACAGGCUCUUGCCGGCGAGACUGUCCAAGGAGGAUGUCCUCGCGGCAAUUGUCCGGCACGGCAAACGCUCCGCCGAGCAUGUGCGAGUGGGCCCGAUCCGCUUCCGCGGAGUUUUCGGCACGGGGGCAGCGUGGGUGCGAUGCCCGGUUGAGGCGGCGAAGUGCCUUGCCGAAGCCGGCCGCCUUUUGGUCGGCUGGAGCUCGGCGAGAGUAGUGCCGCUGGAGCCGCGCCCCAUGCAUUGCUUCCGGUGCCUCGAGGUGGGUCAUGCCGGCCUAAGGUGCCCGUCAACCACCGACCGCAGCCGUUUGUGCUUCCGCUGCGGCGGUGAGGGGCAUAUGGCCGAGGCGUGCACUUCGGACCCGCGGUGUCCGGUGUGUGCGGAGGCGGGAGUAGCCGCCAACCAUAUGGUGGGGGGCAAGCAAUGCCACCCACCCAAGAGUCGCAAGGGCAUGGGGCCCUCCAAAUCCUCGGCCCCGCCCAAGAAAUCUGCCGUGCCUGAGGUAGUUAUAAUGGACGUGUAA
This is a messenger RNA of Danaus plexippus (monarch butterfly), 645 nucleotides long. RefSeq lists its product as uncharacterized. NCBI's taxonomy places the organism in Eukaryota, Metazoa, Arthropoda, Insecta, Lepidoptera, Nymphalidae. Gene Ontology annotation, molecular function: nucleic acid binding; zinc ion binding. The transcript has 2 exons. The coding region runs from base 1 to 645 and encodes 214 amino acids. The record is from RefSeq and is a predicted model, not a curated record.